This is a messenger RNA of Tupaia belangeri chinensis (Chinese tree shrew), 2023 nucleotides long. It is a transcript of the gene KATNAL2, whose product is annotated as katanin catalytic subunit A1 like 2. The record is from RefSeq and is a predicted model, not a curated record. The coding region runs from base 171 to 1730 and encodes 519 amino acids. Gene Ontology annotation, molecular function: ATP binding; protein binding; ATP hydrolysis activity. NCBI's taxonomy places the organism in Eukaryota, Metazoa, Chordata, Mammalia, Scandentia, Tupaiidae. The transcript is spliced from 16 exons.
GGCCUCGAGAAGCGGCGGAGAGGAAGAGGGGGCCGGGACUCGUGACAGGAACAUUCGGGAAGAUCCUCACGGCACCCCGCAGACGGUGGCUGUGGACGGAAGAGCAGCCGCCAAUAAAAUGACCCCUCUGAGUUGUUGUGGCAGAACCUAAAUGUGGGUGUUGGUGCGAGAUGAGGAUAGAAGCACGACGGAAAAAUCUUCUCAUUUUGAUUUUGCAUUAUCUAACACAAGAAGGAUAUAUCGAUGCAGCCAAUGCUUUGGAACAAGAAACUAAACUGGGGUUACGACGCUUUGAAGUUUGUGACAACAUUGAUCUGGAAACUAUUUUGAUGGAAUAUGAGAGCUAUUAUUUUGUAAAAUUUCAAAAAUAUCCUAAAAUUGUCAAAAAGGCAUCAGACGCAGCAGAAAACAAUUUGCCACAAAGAAGUGGAGGGAAGACCAGAAGGGUGACGAGUGACAGUUGUCAAAAUCUUCCCAAGAUCAGUCAACAGAGGCCACGAUCCAAAACCAUAGCCACGAAGACAGGGGACACAAAACCUCUCAAUAAGGAGCAUCCGAAACAGGAGGUGGCCAAUGACACUCACAUGGAAAGUACUGACUUUGGUUUGAAUAUAUCAAGAAUCAACAGAAGCAGUAGAGAGGAAAACACCCACCCACAACGAGGUCAAAUCAUUGACUUCCGAGGGCUGCUCACAGAUGCUAUUAAAGGAGCAACCAGCGAACUUGCCUUGAACACCUUCAACUGUAACCCAGACCCCUCGGAACGAUUGCUGAAACCUCUGAGUGCAUUUAUUGGCAUGAACAGUGAGAUGCGAGAAUUGGCAGCCGUGGUGAGCCGGGACAUUUAUCUCCAUAAUCCAAACAUAAAGUGGAAUGACAUUAUUGGACUCGAUGCAGCCAAGCGGUUAGUCAAAGAAGCCGUUGUGUAUCCUAUAAGGUAUCCACAGCUAUUUACAGGAAUUCUUUCUCCCUGGAAAGGACUGCUGCUUUAUGGCCCUCCAGGUACAGGAAAAACUUUACUGGCCAAAGCUGUGGCUACUGAAUGCAAAACAACCUUCUUUAAUAUUUCUGCAUCCACCAUUGUCAGCAAAUGGAGAGGGGAUUCAGAAAAACUUGUUCGGGUGUUAUUUGAACUUGCCCGCUACCACGCCCCCUCCACAAUCUUCCUGGAUGAGUUGGAGUCGGUGAUGAGUCAAAGAGGCACGGCUCCUGGGGGGGAACAUGAAGGAAGCCUUCGGAUGAAGACGGAGCUACUGGUACAGAUGGAUGGGCUGGCGCGCUCAGAAGAUCUCGUGUUUGUUUUAGCAGCUUCUAACCUGCCAUGGGAGCUGGACUGUGCCAUGUUACGCCGCCUGGAGAAGCGGAUUCUGGUUGAUCUUCCCAGCCGUGAAGCCAGGCAGGCCAUGAUCCACCACUGGCUGCCCCCUGUGAGCAAGAGCCAGGCCCUGGAGCUGCGCACUGAGCUGGAGUACAAUGUGCUGAGCCAGGAGACUGAGGGCUACUCGGGCUCAGACAUUAAACUAGUCUGCAGGGAAGCAGCCAUGCGGCCUGUGAGGAAGAUCUUCAAUGCACUUGAAAACCACCAGUCAGAGAGCAGCAAUUUACCUGGGAUCCAGCUGGAUACGGUGACCACUGCUGACUUUUUGGACGUGCUAGCUCAUACCAAGCCUUCAGCAAAGAACCUGACCCAGAGAUACUCAGCCUGGCAAAGAGAGUUUGAAUCUGUCUGAAAUCAUAUUACCCGGGCCUGCAGAGGCCUCCUAGUUUAUUAAUAUAGGUGGGAGAAGAACCUGACUGAAACGAAAACAGGAAAUCAUUCUUGAAGACUGGAUUCAUUUGGUAUUGUUUUGGAAAUUUGAGACAUUUUUAUUAACUUUUCAUGAUAGAUGUCAGAACAAUAUUAAAGAUUUCAGUGACAUGCAUAUGUGCUGUUCGGUCAUGCCAGAGAUUUUUGUCACAGUUAGACUGUAUAAAAUUUUGAUGAACAACUUCCUAGAGUGUUCAUUUGUCAACUGGUAUCUUC